Ochotona princeps (American pika) is the source of this 2977-nucleotide messenger RNA. RefSeq names its product tripartite motif containing 41 (gene TRIM41). Bases 147 to 2051 code for a protein of 634 amino acids. Gene Ontology annotation, molecular function: protein binding; zinc ion binding. The transcript has 6 exons. Lineage: Eukaryota; Metazoa; Chordata; Mammalia; Lagomorpha; Ochotonidae. Gene Ontology annotation, cellular component: nuclear body. The record is from RefSeq and is a predicted model, not a curated record.
GUGGUCUGCGCGUGUGGUGACGAGGUGUGGAGAGGCAGGGCUGGAGGUGGGGCCGGGCCGCCCGGGCGUCCAGAAGGGAAGACACCCCCACGGCCGCCCCGCGUCCCCCCCCCCACACCGCACAGCUCCACGGGCUGGACACUAAGAUGGCUGCCGUUGCCAUGACACCCAACCCCGUGCAGACCCUUCAGGAGGAGGCGGUGUGCGCCAUCUGCCUCGAUUACUUCACCGACCCCGUGUCCAUCGGCUGCGGGCACAACUUCUGCCGAGUGUGUGUAACCCAGUUGUGGGGCGGGGAGGAGGAGGAGGAGGACAGGGAUGAGAUAGGGCGGGGGGAGGAGGAGGAGGAGGACGGAGAAGAGGAGGAAGUGGAGGCGGUGGGAGCUGGCGCCGGGUGGGACACCCCCAUGGGGGAGGAAGACUACGAGGGUGACAUGGAGGAGGAGGUCGAGGAAGAGGAGGAGGAGGAUGUGUUUUGGACCAGUGGCGUGGAUGGGCCUAACUGGGACAACAUGGAUUACGUGUGGGAAGAGGAGGAGGAGGAGGAGGACCUAGACUACUACUUAGGGGACAUGGGGGAGGACCUCAGGGGAGGAGAGGAGGAGGAGGAGGAGGAAGAAGUGCUGGAGGAGGAGGAGGAGGAAGAGCUAGACAGCGUGGCCCCGCUGCCGCCGCCGCCUCCAGCCCCGCGGAGGUGCUUCACCUGCCCCCAGUGCCGGAAGAGCUUCCCCCGGCGGAGCUUCCGCCCCAACCUGCAGCUGGCCAACAUGGUGCAGGUGAUCCGGCAGAUGCACCCGACCCCGGUCCGAGGGAGCCGCGUGAGCGAGCAGGGCAUCUGUCCCAAACACCAAGAGGCCCUGAAGCUCUUCUGCGAGGUAGACGAAGAGGCCAUCUGUGUGGUGUGCCGGGAGUCUCGGAGCCACAAGCAGCACAGCGUGGUGCCGCUGGAGGAGGUGGUGCAGGAGUACAAGGCCAAAUUGCAAGGACACCUGGAGCCGCUGAGGAAGCACCUGGAGGUCGUGCAGAAGAUGAAGGCGAAGGAAGAGCGACGGAUGACGGAGCUGAAGAGCCAGAUGAAGUUAGAGCUGGCGGCUGUGGCCUCGGAGUUUGGGCGGCUAACCCGGUUUCUGGCUGAGGAGCAAGCAGGCCUGGAGCGGCGCCUCCGAGAGAUGCAUGAAGCCCAGCUGGGGCGCACCGUUGCCGCAGCCAGCCGCCUCUCGGAACAGGCCACGCAGCUGAGCCGCCUGCUGGCUGAGGCCCAGGAGCGGAGUCAGCAGGGUGGCCUCCGGCUGCUUCAGGACAUCAAGGAGACUUUCAGUAGGUGUGAAGAGGUGCAGCUGCAGCCACCAGAGAUCUGGUCUCCUGACUUGUGUCAGCCCCACAGCCACGACUUCCUGACAGAUGCCAUUGUGAGGAAAAUGAGCCGAAUGUUCUGUCAGGCUGCAAGAGUGGACCUGACGCUGGACCCCGACACAGCUCAUCCAGCCUUGAUGCUGUCCCCUGAUCGCCGUGGUGUCCGGCUGGCAGAAAGGAGGCAGGAGGUUGUCGACCAUCCUAAACGUUUCUCAACUGACUGCUGUGUAUUGGGGGCACAGGGCUUUCGCUCUGGCCGGCACUACUGGGAGGUAGAGGUGGGUGGGCGGAGAGGUUGGGCGGUGGGUGCUGCCCGUGAAUCAACCCAUCAUAGGGAAAAGCUGGGCUCUGGGGGCUCCUCUGUGGGCACUGGGGAUGCCAGCUCCUCACGUCAUCAUCACCGUCGCCGCCGUCUGCACCUGGCCCAACAGCCCCUGCUCCAGCGGGAAGUGUGGUGUGUGGGCACCAACGGUAAACGCUACCAGGCACAAAGCUCAACAGAGCAGACACUGCUGAGCCCAAGUGAGAAACCACGGCGCUUUGGUGUCUACCUGGACUAUGAGGCUGGGCGAUUGGGAUUCUACAAUGCUGAGACUCUAGCCCACGUGCACACUUUCUCGGCUGCCUUCCUAGGCGAGCGCGUCUUCCCUUUUUUCCGGGUGCUUUCCAAGGGUACUCGAAUCAAACUCUGCCCUUGAUCAGCGUGCCACCCGCAGGGGCCCCUCUGGUCAGCACUGGGGGCGUGGGUGGUAACAAGAGGGUGGCCCAUAGGUUUGGAGACUCGAAGGCUCCUCCCACUAUGUCACUGCAUUGCUUCCGGUCCCUUGCUUGUCCUUCUAGGAGCCUUACAGAAUCCUGGCCCUCAGUUCUGCCUCCUCACCUACUGUUUGUCCAACUGGUCUGCAUGGGUUCCUCAUAAUGAGAUCAGCUGUUUGGUCUUCCCCAUUUAGCCCAGUCCAGCUUUGGGAGCCAGUUUUGAGGAGGGGAUGAGAGAUUUACUCCUUAACAUCCUUCUUUUUCAACCUUGAACAAUCCUGAGGCUGCAGUGUUUGGGCAAGUCUUGCAGCAUCCUGAAUGAACUCAAUUUUCUGGUGCAAAUUUAAGCUAUUUUGGGGAGGCAGGCUGGGCAGAAGAGUAGAGCUGGGUAUAGAAGUGCCCACUCUGUUGGGGAAGUAGGAUUCUUUCCUUCCCCAAAUUUCUACCUCCAUAGACCAACCAGAACUUAGCUUCUGUGACAGAUCUGGAAUGGUCAGUAAGAUUCCAACUACCAUUCUACAACCCAGUUAAGUUAUUUUCUCCCCCUUGUUUUCCCAAUAUGCAAGUUGGGAACAGAUCUCCAUGUUUUCCUACCCUUCUCCUAUAGGCCUUCUAGUCCUUUGUUUGCAACUUGUUAGCUUCUACUCCCUCCAUUUGGCAAGCCCUGACAUGCAGGCAGGGAUGGGGGCAGUGGGUUUGGAUCCCUGGAAGAAGAGCCUUGGUAUAAUCUAUUUUUAUAGUAACACCUUGCCUUCUGUCACUUACCAACUUUUGUCCUCUGCUUCGAAGCCUGAGGUCAAUUCAUUUCUUGGGGGUGAAAGGGAAAGUUGUUUGUGUUGCAGAAAUAAAAUGUUUAUUUGCUUCUUUU